GUGCAGUCGGAACCCUCGAAUCGGCUUGAUAUACCCACAAGUACCGCCGAACCAGAGUGCCCGUCAGCAUAUGUAAUUGCUUAUCACGCCGGACUGUCCGAAAUCGCGGAGGGAACAUCAAUCAAAAUAAAAAAAAAAAUGCGGCUACUGGCCAGACACGCGAUUCGAUUGUUGGGUCAGGAGAAUCGAAGAGGAGGAGGAGGAGCGGGUGGCGAAUUGACUGCAAUUUGGAGAGGAGGAACCCGGCUGAAGGCCACAACCGGUUACCUGAAGCUGGCCACGGCAAGUGUUCAGCCACUGGAGCCGGAGAAACAGGUGCAGAGAAAGAAUUCUCCACUAACGGAUUCAUUUGGCCGACACCAUACCUAUUUGAGAAUUUCCCUUACCGAACGCUGCAACCUGCGAUGUGACUAUUGCAUGCCCGCUGAGGGAGUUCCCCUCCAACCCAAAGGGAAUCUCCUGACCACUGAGGAGAUCCUCCGUUUGGCUCGCAUUUUCGUGGAGCAGGGAGUGCGCAAGAUCCGCUUGACGGGAGGAGAACCCACUGUGCGGAGAGAUAUAGUGGAAAUAGUGGCACAAAUGAAGGCUCUACCUGAACUGGAGCAAGUCGGCAUAACCACCAAUGGCCUGGUGCUGACCCGACUGCUUCUGCCGCUGCAAAGGGCAGGGUUGGAUUCCCUCAACAUCAGUUUGGACACACUGAAAAGGGAUCGCUUUGAGAAGAUCACCCGGAGAAAGGGAUGGGAGCGAGUGAUAGCUGGCAUCGAUCUUGCCGUUCAGUUGGGCUACCGUCCCAAGGUGAACUGUGUCCUCAUGCGGGACUUCAAUGAGGAUGAAAUCUGCGAUUUCGUGGAGUUUACCAGAGAUCGCCCGGUGGAUGUGAGGUUUAUAGAGUACAUGCCCUUUUCUGGAAACAAGUGGCACACGGAGAGACUUAUUUCCUACAAAGACACCCUGCAAACCAUCCGACAAAGGUGGCCUGAUUUCGAGGCUUUGCCCAAUGGCCCAAAUGACACAUCCAAAGCCUAUGCAGUUCCGGGAUUCAAGGGUCAAGUGGGUUUCAUCACAUCCAUGACGGAACACUUUUGUGGAACCUGCAACCGAUUGCGACUCACUGCGGAUGGCAACAUCAAGGUGUGCUUGUUUGGCAACAAGGAGUUCUCGCUGAGAGACGCCAUGCGAAAUGAGAAUAUAACAGAGGAGCAGUUGGUGGAUCUCAUUGGGGCAGCUGUGCAGCGCAAAAAAAAGCAGCAUGCAGAUGCUGCGCCACGAGUCCAUCAUCAUAGUCAUUAUCAUCUGUAUCACCAAGCACAUCAUCCAUCAGGCCUGCAGCUCCAGGUCCGGAAUUGCAGCCAAUUGACCCACGUCAACGCUCAGGGUAAGGCCCAAAUGGUGGACGUGGGCGCAAAGACUUCGACCACAAGAUUUGCUCGAGCGGAGGCCACUGUAGAGGUGGGUGAGAAGCUCACUCGACUUAUAGCAGCCAAUGAGUUGGCCAAGGGAGAUGUUCUGACCGUGGCCCAAUUGGCUGGCAUCAUGGGAGCCAAGCGCACCUCCGAUCUGAUACCCCUGUGUCACAAUAUCAGCUUGUCAUCCGUGAAAGUGCAGGCCACUCUUCUCAAAAGCGAGCACUCAGUCCGGCUGGAGGCAUCCGUGCGCUGCUCCGGCCAGACCGGAGUCGAGAUGGAGGCCCUAACCGCUGUUUCCGUGGCCGCUUUAACCGUGUACGAUAUGUGCAAGGCUGUUUCCCACGACAUCUGCAUCACCAACGUCCGCCUGUUGAGCAAAUCCGGCGGAAAAAGGGAUUUCCAGCGAGAGGAGGCGGCAAAAGGAGCAAUCCCAGAGGUCGAAUAAAGAGUUCUACUGACUGACUCCAUUAGUUAUACUAAUAUAAUGGCUAAGCCAUUUUUAGGGGAAGGGACAUUCAACUACUGCUUAUUAGAUUCACCUAGGUAUUGUUAAUCUUUUUGGAAGAUUUAAAUAAAAGAAUUUUACAUGA
Molecule: messenger RNA, 1999 nt
Organism: Drosophila subpulchrella
Lineage: Eukaryota; Metazoa; Arthropoda; Insecta; Diptera; Drosophilidae
Gene: Mocs1
Product: molybdenum cofactor biosynthesis protein 1
Exons: 5
Coding region: 139-1854 (571 amino acids)
Biological process (GO): Mo-molybdopterin cofactor biosynthetic process
Molecular function (GO): 4 iron, 4 sulfur cluster binding; metal ion binding; cyclic pyranopterin monophosphate synthase activity
Source: RefSeq, a predicted model, not a curated record